Molecule: messenger RNA, 960 nt
Organism: Mauremys mutica (yellowpond turtle)
Lineage: Eukaryota; Metazoa; Chordata; Testudines; Geoemydidae
Exons: 3
Coding region: 88-960 (290 amino acids)
Source: RefSeq, a predicted model, not a curated record
CUUUCCCCAGUUUCAUCCUGGUAUAAACUUGCUGACUCCAGUGGCGUUACACCUGGUUUAAGGCCUGAUCGGACACCCACUGGGCUGAUGGAAAGGCUUCCGCUGAUUUCAGUGGGCCUCAGUCAUGUUCCCUCUUCCUGGCAUUCCUGGGAGCAGAAUCAGGUCCGUUCGAUGGAGACUCCCCUGAUGGACACUGUGGGAGCAGAGGCAGCCCCAGAGUCCCUGCUGUGUGGAUGGACGGGAGCUGAAGCAAUGCAGGUGUUGCCGGUGUGCCAGGAAAAGGCGGUUCAGAGCAUCAGGGAGCAGCUGGCAAGGAGGGAGAGGCAAGUGUAUACCUCUGAGAAGCCUGAGACAUUGACCCCAGGCAUGAACAGUGUGGAGGAGGAAGAGGUGGAGGAUGGAAACAUGCAAUGGGGGAGCAGCUAUGCCAUGAGCCAGGACCUGUUUGAGACUCCACUGCAGUCCUGGCAGUCGAGCAUGGGCAAACCUGAUGCUGGGAAAGGAAUUUUGGCUGCAGCCGUUGUGGCCUGGAAGGGCUCCCUCUCCACGCCUGUGGAACACCUGAGCCAGAUAAGGAGAACAAAAAAGAGGACUCAGAAUGACAUUUUCUGUGAGAUCCUGCAAGCCAGUGUUGCACCAGACCCUGAACAGAGGGCCUGGCAAAUGAAUAUUGCAGAAUGUAUGGAAAGGGAAAGAGUGAACCGGCCAAAGGGCCCGGUGGCCCAGCAGGUAAAGGAGAGGGAGAUGCACCAAGACAUAAUGGAGCUUCUCUGGCAGCACACAGAUGCUGCAGACUCUUGUGGACUUGCCUCCCUUUGCAGUCUGGAGAACUGCAACAUAGCACCUCCCUACCUCCCCGAUCAACAUUCCACUGGGCAUCAGGGGCCGUGGCCCUCCCGCUCCACCCUGGGGGGCAGUAAGGACAACCACAGCAUCACAUACACUGAGAGCUAUGGCUGA